CCUGGGCUGGUGAGACACCAGAGUUGCGAAAUGUUUGGGGUGCGACUGGGAGACAUGGUCCUUCUCCAUCCUUUGGAAGUGGGUGUCCUGUAUCUCCACUGCUGCCUCCUGGGUUUCAUCCCUGCUCCAAGCAUUGUGCUGCUGCCUCCAGGCUGGUUGGGAACCUUUGCAAGGAAACAGCCCCUCAGAGAGUGCACGAGCCUUCAUCCCACUGAACUUUCUGAGCCUCUGGAAAAUUUGCCUGCUGAAGCGAGGAGGGGAUCCUUGCCUUACCAGAAGGCACAUGAGCAAAACACAGCAGUUGAACCCAUGGAUGGCAACUUGGAACUCAUCCGUGCCCCCAGGGCUGGAAGGCAAGAGGUGGUCCCCGGCAGGAUCCCUGUUGUCAUGCUGUGACCCUCUCUGAGCGUCGCAGGGAACCAGCCUCAGCCGUGCCGCUGCUGCGAGGCAGCUUCGGGCUGGAAGAAGGCAAGAUUUUGUAGAGAGGAGAGAGGAAUGCCAAAAGAUAUGGGUUUUUUCUCUUUUGAGGAAAAUGGCAGGUGGGAAAUGAUGAGUCAAGAAGUCCCUGGUAUUUUCCUCUUUCGGUUGCUUGAUAUCAAUGUCACUCCAGGUAAAUUAUUAACUCUUCCUCCACCUUUAUUCUCCUUCUUCUGCCCUGGGUUGACCUUUUCUAUCCCCAUGCCAGGGCCAGGGGCUGGUGUGCUAUCAUGCUGUGUAUCACUCCUGGUGUUGUUUUUUGACAAAUGUUUGAACUCACAGAAGUCCUCCUCCAGGCUAUAAAUAGGAAAUACCAGUCAGAGGGGCUAAUCUGCAGUGGUGUUGACAUCCCCAACAACCCAGGAUCACCUGUGAGUGCUCAGCAAAGUCUUCCUAAUUAUCCCCAAAUGUCAGCUAACAGCUUGUCUCUGGUGUGGGGAGAAAACUUGGUGGUCCCACCAAAAGCUAGUGUGAGGUUGUGUGGGAGGUGCUGGUGUCUCCAUAACCAGAGGUUUUUAAAAGAGGAAGGAAACAAGGUCGUAUAGGUCAGUUAGAGCUGCUUUUGAAGGAGAGGAUGGGUCAGAUGUUCCUGAGGUUCCUUCCCAUCCUGCCUCCUAGGGACCAGUGAAGCCACUGGAGGUGAAAGAAGGUCUGUCAGCUGAUGCGAUCUAACAGACCCCCACAUUGCCUGUGCUGGAAAUUUGGAACCUCUGAGGGUCUGACAGUAGAGCCUUGCUUAGCACUGGGGGCUUUGUCAUCUGAAACCCCCUGAUUUCUGGGAAUAAAUGCACAAAAGUGCUCCUAGGUAGGAGGUUGAGAUGGUACAGGGGCACAUCUCUUCCUGAAUUAGGCUUGCUACCGUGUCCCCAUGCUGAGGGAUGGGAAUGCCAGCCACAGUCACACAUCUGCUGGAGAGGUGGCAGGAAUUGGAAGCAUUCAAAGUGCCUGGACUGGGAGCUCAGUCAAUAUUGUGGACAGGGGUCACCUGCACUGAGUGAUUUUUUGAAAGCACUUGAAGGCUGAUGGAUGACUUCACCUGGUGGUGGUAGGAAGGUGGCUUCUGGUUGGGCUGUAUAUGACUUAACCAUGUGCUCUCCAGACAGCUUUUCCUUAGGAUUAUUUUGCUUACAAGUUACCUUAUCCAUAAGUCCUAUUUGCUCUGACAGUUUCUGCAGCAGUUAUGUUUUAUUACCUGUGAAAUGACAGACACAGAUCUCUUAACAAUGAGGUUUGGCACAGAUGAGCUGAGGAGGGUCUGAAGUCCUUCCUAGUGCUGCAUGUUAUUUGGGUGCAUCUCCCAUGGCACUUGGGGACCAUAUAUGUUUAUCCACUUUGAGUCCUGGCACGAGGAUGUGGUGACCAGUGGAGGGUGUAUAUGUCCAUCAGGGUUGUUCUUGCGAAGGUUUUGAGCAGCUGUCUGGGGAAGCUCUUAAAUGAAGGUUUUAAAAUCUCCAAACCUAAGAAGUUGAAAACCACAGCUCUCUAGGCUUUAUUAACACAACAGAUUUGACAAGGGCAGCAGUCUUCUCUUGACAAAUUCCAAGGUUACAUGCCUAGGAAACAUGGUGACUUAUUAAAUCAGGUUAAGCUUUGCCAAGUAUGUUGGAGCAAAACACUUGCACCCUCCAUGCAGAGACCUCCUUGCUUAGCAAGUAAAUCCCUCUCCCACAGUCAGUGUUACAGCCCAUGUCUGCUCCAACACAUCCUUGGGUCUCCUUAACAAUGGUGUUUCUGGGAGGUUUCAGGAGUAGUUCAAGAUACUGAACAUACCUAGCCCUGAUUAAAACAGAAAUGCAAGUGUCUGACCAGUGUUUGUCACUGGGAUUAUCCUCUAUGUUCUGGGAAUAGUAAAUAUGAAUCAACAGCCCCUGCUGCUUUGGGUUUGUCUUUGUUUUUAAGGAGGAAAUUGUCUUUUGCCUUGGAGGUGAAACAAAAGCCUUUUUAAGGCCAAAAUCCAGGCUCUAAGUGGGGGAAACGCUUUUUCACCAGCAGCUACUUGCAGCCCCCCCCUCACCUCACGGAUGGCUGUAUCCCACAGCCUUGCAGGAAGCAGUGGGAGGCAGUAGCCACCUUUGGGGCAGCCUCACCUCCACGUGCAGUGAAGAAAAGUCAGUUAAAGCCUCUGGUCAGUAAGGGGAGGCAGUGAUAAUAUUGGAGAGGGGAAGAUUAAGUGUUUCACUGACGAGCCCGAUGCCACAUUCCGUCAGUUCUGAGUGUGUGUGGCAGCAGCAGCUCUCGGUGGAGAGCACCCCACUUUACUUGGAGACCGGCUUAACAAGAAACUCCACUGUUUUUUCCUUGUUCUUUUUCCCCUUCACUAUGACACAUGCCAAAAGCAGCUGACACAAGCCUAGAAAAGAGCAAAGCAGGCCGUGCUAAGACUUGUUUCUACAUAGUUUUGCCCUUCCUUGGCUUAAAGUGUUAUUUUAAAAAGCGAUUGUAAGAGUGGUGCCAGAGUUUUUCAGAGAAGGUGAGUUUUCCCAUCUGAUUAAGAGUUAAUAGACAUAUUUAGUUUCUCCUUCCCUCUACUUUAAGGAGAAAAGCCUGUCGAAGAGCCCAGGCUCGUGCCACAGGGCUGGGCAGCUUUGCUCCUCAAGGGGAGAAGGGACUUCUCAGUAGACAGGUGUGAAUAUCCCAUUCCCAGUUCUCAUCCUGAGCCACCACUGGAUACUUACUGCUCCUAGCAUUCUCUCUGAUCCCCCAUGAUGGAUAUACCCCUGGAAGCUAGUGGGGCUUGUGGCCCCAGCAUGUGAGGACGUGGACAAACCCAGCUGUUUGGUGUCCCAGGCUGGCUUGAGGGAAGGUGGUAAAACAGUUCCUUGAAUUUUGUGCCUUCACCUGGCCUCACUCCAACCCUUGGAGAAAGCCCAUUUUCCUCAGCAGUUUCUCUGGGCAAUGGCAGUGGCAGAGUCCCUCUUCUGUCCCCAGUGGGGUGGCAGCAGAUCUCCCCUCCCAUCAGAAAUGGGCACAGGGAUCUCUAUGGCUCUGUCUGGGUAUCCCAGAAUACUAUUCCCUGCUAUACCAGCAGCAGAGGUGAGUAAAGCAACAAGAAUUUUCCUGUGUUUCCCUGCCAAGGGCUUUUCAGUGCCCUGGGCAAGCACGUGCAUAAUUACAGUAAUUGCCUCCCUGCUAUCGAGUGUCCAUCUCCACUAAUGCUUUGUUCUGCACACCUGGGCCAGACCAUUGCCAGAGGUAUUUACAGAGGGGAACAUCACAGUCCUGAAGCAGAUCACUGAGGCUUUGGAGGUAUUUCUACCCUUGACUCCUGGUAUCACUCACUGCAUCUCAUCCUGCACCUCUGAACUGGAUUCCUCAUUAGAGCCACCCCCAUUGUAAGCAGCUGCAGCAAAGGCAUCUGUCCCCUUUUCUGUGCCAGUAGCUUAUCUUCUCCAAAACACAACUUGUUCUUUUAGCAAACUUCCCUGAACUGCCCUCCUAAAAGCAGUAACACCACUUCUGGGAUGCUGCCACAGUGUCCUUCUAACUGCGAGUCACCUGAAUGCCUCCUGGCAAACUCAGAAAAGCAGGAUUAUAUACAGAACAAAAUAUCUGCCCAUGUGGGUUCCCUACUCUUUUUUGCUGAGUGCUGGCAAGCAUCUUUGCAGGUGCAAGGUUUUGUGCAUCUGGAGAAGGGUCCAGUGUGAGAGAGAGCUGAGGGACAGAACCUGUACAAAUUCCCAAAAUAUCAAAGAUGUGCAAGAAUUGUUGCCCGUUUGCCCCAGUAACCAUGUCCCGUUAGCCUGGGAGAGCAAAUCUGCAUGUUUCUUCAUGCUGCUGAGAAGGGUCUGAAAACUGAACUCCAAGGAAUGAGUUUGAUUUCACGGGCUCCAGCCCCUGCAAGCGCAUCACUCUUGGAUACUACUCUGAGCUGUGCUGGAGCGUGGCUGGCACAGCCAACCCAGAAUGGGCAUGUGCUCUGAACCUGAUGCGCUCCCAAGGGCAAACCCUGGAGUGAGGCACUGUGUGGAAACAGAGAUCCUGGGGUAGGGAAGCCUGAGAAGGCUGAUGUGUCUCUGUCUCUGCAGCAGAUGGAUGGCAGCCCAGGCAGCUGCACUCCUGACAGUGCCCCGACACAGGAAUGGUAAAUCCUGUUCCUCCAUGAACCAAACAGUUUUCCUUCAAGUGCCUGGGUCUGCCACAGAGCUUAGCAGACUUUUCCUAUGGCUAAUUACCUUCCUUCUUACCAAUGUGCAUCUUACUUCCACUUAUCAUUUCAGCUCCUGGCUCUGAGCCCAUCUCACAUCUCUGCAGAUCAAAAUGUGGGGUCAGAGCAGACAUCUAUGUUGGAUACUUUACUUACCACCCUCUGUUCUGCAGUCCUUGGAUGGGAUUUCCUCCCUCCCCCUUGCAGAAUCCUUGGUUACUCAAACUGCUUAAAGAGCUGAUAUCAAAUCUGGGGCCAUAGCUCUGGGAGUGCCUUUAUCAGUGACAAGGUGAUGCCUUGAUGGGGCUGGCAGCUUUCACUGUCCCCCGUGCUCACCCAGUGAGCUGCCUGCUGUCACCCCCAUGGCACAAACAGCACUGUCCUUUUAUAGUCACCAGUUUUCCUAAAGACCCACUCCUCUCUCAGCUGUCUCUCCAUGGUCUCUGUGCCUAGCUGUAUUCAUUGGCAGGGAUUUCAUACUUUCUUGCCAGUCACCCCUAAAUGUACUGAGUAGCUGGGAGAACAGCCCUGUUCAAAGCCAUCCUUAUCCCUCUCAUCUCCAUGAUCAUUUACCCCUGGGAGACACCUGGAUGGGCUCUAUGUCCUGCAUUGAUAUUUAGACCAAUGUUUUCCCUUUCUUUGUGCUUAGGACCUUGGUACACUGAUGUUUGUGGCCAUUCCACACUCUCCCAGUUGGCAUAGGGAGUCUCUUGCAGUUGCACAUCUGGCUAAUGGCACGAUGCAGCCUCUGUGUCCUGUGAGCAGUGACCACAAAACCAGCUCUUUGUUUUUUUAACUCGAUGGUGCCCCGGGUGCAAAGUCCUGCCUAAACCCUGCUGUUUGUCAGCCUCUUCAGCUCCCUUUUGGAAGGGAGGUGGUGCGAGUCAAAACAUCCCACAGCUGGAACUGCCCCUGCACCCAUCCUCCUGGCACGACUGCGGGACACAUCCGGACUGCUUCGCUGCCUCCCACCCACUCAAUCCCUGUUAGGGCUCAUCGGCUGGGCUCUCCAGCUCGGCUCUCCAGCUCGCUCCACAGGGCAGCAGGAGAGUCCAGCCACUCCUCCCACUGCAAACCCUGGUUGUGCAACUGCCGUGGGAGUGGGGUGGGCGCCUGCCUUCCCUCCCCUGCCUCUGCCAAAGCGCCAAGUCCCGCCUAUAAAUCAGGACCAGGAGGGGCUCUCUCCCUGCGGCAGAGGUGAGACAGCAGCACAGGUGGCUGAGGCUGAGAGGUUAAGCCCUGUUCACAGCCUGGAAUCCCGGUAGAGGCAGCAGGGAUGAGAGUGGCCGUGGUGGGCGCUGGUGUCAGUGGGCUGGCAGCCACCAAAUGCUGCCUGGACGAGGGGCUGGAGCCCACCUGCUUCGAGCAGAGCCAGGACAUCGGGGGGCUCUGGCGCUACACGGAGCACAUCGAGGCCGGCCGGCCAAGCCUCUACCUGUCAGUCAUCAGCAACACCUCCAAGGAGAUGUCAGCAUUCUCUGACUUCCCCUACCCCGAGGACUUCCCGGUGUUCCUGCCCAACGCCCGGCUCCUGGAUUACCUCCGGUGCUAUGCUGAGCACUUCAGCCUCCGGGAGCACAUCAAAUUCGGGACCGCUGUUGUCAGCAUCCGGAAACACCCCGACUUUGCCACCACGGGCCAGUGGAAUGUUGUCACGGAGGCAGAUGGGAAGCAGGCAUCGCAUGUCUUUGAUGCUGUUAUGGUUUGCAGUGGCAAUUUGUCCGAGCCAUCCCUCCCCCUGCACUGUUUUCCUGGCAUCGAGAAGUUUCGAGGCCAGUACUUUCACAGCCGCCAGUACAAGCAUCCCGACGUGUUUCAGGGGAAGCGUGUCCUCGUGGUGGGCAUGGGCAAUUCCGGAGUGGACAUUGCAGUGGAGGCCAGUCGUGUAGCUUCCAAGGUGACCAUUUGCACCCGUCGGGGUGCCUGGCUGCUCAGCCGUGUGUUUGACCAUGGCUACCCAUGGGAUAUGAUUUACAACACUCGCCUCAUGAGCCUGAUCAGAAACAACCUCCCUGGGCCCCUUUCAUGGGGAUGGGUUAAUUACAAUAUUAACCAGCGGUUCAACCAUGAAAACUAUGGCCUUCAGCCAGAGAAGAGCUGCCUGGUGCGAGAGCCUUUGCUGAACGACGACCUUCCGAGCUACAUCCUGACAGGGAGGGUCACCAUCAAGCCGGGCGUGAAGGAGUUCAAGGCCAACUCUGUUGUUUUCCACAACUGCCCUGAAGAGGAGCCCAUUGAUAUCGUUGUCUUCUGCACAGGCUACAACGCCUCCUUCCCGUUCCUAGAAGAAUCAGUCGUCAAGGUGGAAAACAAGCACGCAUCCCUCUACAAAUACGUGUUCCCAACCCACCUGCAGAAGCACACCCUGGCUGUCAUUGGGCUGAUUAGGCCCUUUGGAGCCAUCAUGCCUGUGACAGAGAUGCAAGCACGCUGGGUGACCCGUGUCUUCAAAGGCUUGUGUCGGUUGCCUCCUCAGUCUGUCAUGGAGAAGGAAGUAAAUGAGAAGAAGAAAAACCAAGUUAAAUGGUUUGGUCUGUCCUUUGACGAAGUCCUCAAAACCGAGUGGCUGGUCUACCUGGACACGCUCGCCUCCUUCAUCGGUGCCAAGCCCAGCGUGCUGGGGCUGCUCUGCAGAGAUCCCUGGCUGGCCCUCACCAUUUUCUUUGGCCCCUGCUCCCCCUACCAGUACCGACUCCGGGGCCCUGGGCACUGGGAGGGGGCACGCCAGGCCAUCCUCACCCAGUGGGACCGGACUCUGAAGCCCACAAGAACAAGAGUCCCUGCUGGCUCCUCCAGCUCUUUCCCCUCUCUCCUGGUUGUGGUGGGGUUCCUCCUACUCCUGGCUGCCAUAAUUUUUGGUUUACAGUAACUUUUAGAGCCUGUUAAUUUUUUGUUCUUGUCACGGGGGAUGUUAUCUCAGGUCAGACAUCUCCAAAGUGUGCCAUGGGAUGGCAGGAAAAGGAUUUCAGGAGAUGGAACAAAUUUUAUGCUUCAACCUGCCGCACAAACCUUUCUCUGCCCCAACUCACCCCCAAGCACAGCUUUGCAGACCCCAUUAGCUGGGGAUGGCAGCUUUCCCCCAGUGUCUAUUGCUCCUCUCCUCUCCUGCCCACUGCUGGGAGCAGAGCAUGGCUUUAUGGCAUAACUGUGUAUGGAUCAUGCCAGCCAGGAUGCAGCAAGGAUAAGACUAGCCCUGCCCCAACUCACCUGAGAACCAGGGUCUUUAGUCCAGCAAGGGGUUACCUGGGCUGGGUACGCAGGUCAGGCUGUCUCUUUUCCCAAACUUAAAACCUCUGACCCAAAAAUCCCAGUUUGGGUUGAAUUGGUGCAUGUUUCCAGUGAAAGGGCCCUGGUUGUGGUUUGUCACCACUGAAAUUGGGACUGAGCACUCCUGGCUUUGUUUUCCUUCAUUCCUCACCACUGGAUAAUCCUAGGGCUUUUUUCAUGCGUGUGGAGACUUUAAAUGAAUAAAAUUUUAUCAGCUGUGUCAGGA
Molecule: messenger RNA, 8114 nt
Organism: Pipra filicauda (Wire-tailed manakin)
Lineage: Eukaryota; Metazoa; Chordata; Aves; Passeriformes; Pipridae
Product: flavin containing dimethylaniline monoxygenase 1
Exons: 13
Coding region: 5898-7490 (530 amino acids)
Molecular function (GO): N,N-dimethylaniline monooxygenase activity; flavin adenine dinucleotide binding; NADP binding
Source: RefSeq, a predicted model, not a curated record